AAAGGAAAAGAAAAAGGGACUUAACCCUUUCUCUCCGUUUGUUUGCUAAACCCUAAAGAAACCCUAAAAGUCAAGCCAUUCGCAGACUCAGAGCAACAAUGGAGUUGAAGGUCAGUAAGAAAGCAACAAUGGCGACGACUAAGAAGAAGAACAGUAAGAAGGAAAAACCAGAGAACACAAAGGAAAUACCGAAGAAUACAGAGGAAAAGAAGAACACGAAAAAGGAGGGAAAAGACAAUAAAAAUUUGCAGAAAAAUAAAAAGGAGAAAAAAAUUAGAAGUAGUUUGCAGAAAAUCAAGCUUCGCGACGUAGAAGAAGAAGAAAAAGCACCUAAAAAUUCAAAGGAAUACACAGAGGGGGGUGAUUCAGAACAUACCUCUGGAGAUGAGGUACAUGUUAAUGCAGGUGGUGUUUCGUCUAAUGGAACUAUUGUAGCUCGUGCCGGUAGUGAUGCCAAUACGAGUGCUAAUGAUGAUGAAGACAACUCGUAUCAUUCGGCUGAGGAGAGCGAUUCGUCAGAAGACGAGGUUGCUCCUCGGAAUACUGUUGGGGAGGUUCCAUUGGAAUUCUACAGAGAUGAGGAACAUAUUGGGUAUGAUGUUACCGGGAAGAAGAUUAAAAAGAAGGAGAGGAAAGAUCAACUUGAAAGGUUUCUAUCCAGUGUUGAUGAUAAGAAAUCCUGGAGGAGGUUUGUUGAUGAAUACAAUGACGAGGAAGUAGAAUUGACAAAAGACGAGAUCAAGAUGAUACGCCGUAUAAUGAAAGGAAAAACACCACAUGCUGAAGCAGAUCCCUAUGCGCCAUAUGUUGAUUGGUUUGAUUGGGAAGGUAAAGGUCAUCCUUUGUCAAAUGCACCAGAGCCAAAGAGAAGGUUCAUUCCCUCAAAAUCAGAGGCUAAAAAGAUAAGUAAGUAUGUGAGGGCUAUCCGAGAAGGAAGAAUCACAUUUGAUAAACCCAAGGAAAAGCCAAGAUUCUACCUAUUAUGGGGUGAUGAUUCUAGCUCAUCUGAAAAAACAAGAGGAUUAUCUUAUAUUCCUCCUCCUAAAGCGAAAUUGCCUGGUCACGAGGAAGCUUACAAUCCUUCCUUGGAAUUCAUACCAACUCAGGAAGAGAUUAAUUCAUAUCAGUUGAUGUAUGAGGAAGAUAGACCUAAAUUCAUUCCCACGAGGUAUACAUCUUUGAGAAGUGUCCCAGCAUAUGAUAAUUUUCUCAGGGAACGGUUUGCUCGUUGUUUGGAUCUGUAUCUGUGUCCUAGAGUUCGUAAGAAGAGACUUAAUAUUGAUCCUGAAUCCUUGAAAACAAAGUUACCGGAACCCAAAGAUCUUAAGCCUUACCCCACAACAUGUUAUAUUGAGUACAAGGGUCACACGGAUGCUGUUGUCACAAUUUCAACCGAGUCUUCAGGGCAAUGGAUUGCUUCUGGUUCAACCGAUGGAACUGUACGCGUUUGGGAGGUUGCAACUGGGAGAUGUGUCCGUGUCUGGGAAGUUGGCAGUGACAUUCGGCAUGUUGCAUGGAAUCCUUUACCACAUCAACCAAUUUUGGCUGUCUCUGUGGACCAAGACGUUCUAAUUUUAGAUACUGGAUUGGGGAGUGAAGAACAGCAGGGGAAAAUUAGGGAUCUUUUGCGCAUGGAAAAACCUACUGCUGAAUCUGGUGAAGCUGCCAUUGUAAGCUGGCUUCCUGAUGAUAAACUUGGUGGUCUAAGGUUGAAGCAUUUUAAGUCUGUAACGUCAAUCGAAUGGCACCGUAGAGGAGAUUACCUCUCAGCAGUUAUCCCAGCUGGUGAAUCUCGAGCGAUAAUGAUACACCAGCUGUCUAAGAAAGGAAGUCAGAGAAUCCCAUUCAAGUUGCAUGGACUUCCUGUCUCCACGGCUUUCCAUCCAUCUCGUUCUAUUUUCUUCAUCUCGACAAAGAAAAAUGUCCGUGUGUAUGAUUUACUGAAGGAAAAACUGAUCAAAAGACUUGAUACAAAUCUACGUGAAGUAUCAUGCAUUGCAGUACACCCUGGAGGUGAUAAUAUGAUCGUUGGGACCAGAGAAGGAAAAUUGUGUUGGUUUGACAUGGAUCUCUCAUCGACUCCGUAUAAAGUGCUGAAGGCUCACUCAAAGGAUAUCACAAAUGUGGCCUUUCACCGCUCAUAUCCUUUAUUUGCUUCAUGCUCAGAGGACGGUAAAGCCUAUGUUUUCCAUGGCAUGGUUUAUUCAGACCUAAACAAAAAUCCUCUCAUUGUGCCACUGCGAAUUCUCCAAGAGCAAAAAGGAAAAGGAGUUCUGGAUUGCAAGUUUCAUCCUAGGCAACCCUGGUUGUUUACUGCUGGUUCUGAUUCCGUCAUCAAACUCUAUUGCCAUUAGGAGUAUUAGCCUUUGCCACCGAAGCUUGAUUGAGAAUCAACAGAGGAUAAAGUCUUUACAUUUUCCAAUGCUUAUUGCUAAAUUGGGAGGUGUCUUUUUGUAGAAUAGAACUUGUAUUUUGCUAUUAUUUUUAUGAAAAAAAUGUCGCACAAUAUUUACAACUGUGAUGUCGAUGUAAAGCUAGAUACUACUUCAUUAAAUUUAACGAUGUACGACCAACA
Spinacia oleracea (spinach) is the source of this 2575-nucleotide messenger RNA. Its product is annotated as ribosome biogenesis protein BOP1 homolog. NCBI's taxonomy places the organism in Eukaryota, Viridiplantae, Streptophyta, Magnoliopsida, Caryophyllales, Amaranthaceae. The record is from RefSeq and is a predicted model, not a curated record. Gene Ontology annotation, molecular function: ribonucleoprotein complex binding; protein binding. Gene Ontology annotation, biological process: ribosome biogenesis; maturation of LSU-rRNA from tricistronic rRNA transcript (SSU-rRNA, 5.8S rRNA, LSU-rRNA). The coding region runs from base 99 to 2354 and encodes 751 amino acids. Gene Ontology annotation, cellular component: preribosome, large subunit precursor; PeBoW complex. The transcript is spliced from 18 exons.